AUGGCCUCUAUUCGCGUUCUUUCCUUCGAUGCUGAGGGCCGUCCCGUGCAGUUCACUUCCUGGCUCGACGACCUGCAGUUGUAUCUUAUGAGCAAUAGCACGGACCACAUCUCCCUCUAUGACUACGCGUCUGGUGCUGCCGCUGCUCCUGCUGCCACAGCCGAGCUUAGUGUUCGUUCCCACUGGCAGACUCGUGACGCAGCUGCUCGCCUAGCCAUUCGCAGUCACCUCCCGCUAGCUGAGCUCGAGCAUUUUGGCGACUGCAAAUCCGCUAAGGCCCUGUACGAUGCUGUCGUUGCUCGCUACUCCUCGCCUGCCACAGCCGAGCUUAGCCGCCUCAUGCUGCCGUACCUGUUCCCCGAUCUGUCCACCUUUACUACAGUCGCCGAUCUUAUCACCCACCUUCGCACUAGUGAUGCUCGCCUGCGUGCCGCCCUUCCCACCGAGUUCUGCGCUAAGAACCCCCCUCCACUGUACUGGACACUCCACUUCAUAGUCACCCGUCUCCCUGACACCCUCCGCUCAGUUCGAGACCACUUCCUUGCUCGCUGUCCCACUGAGCUCACAGUCGCCCUCCUAGAGGAGCAGCUGCUCGCGGCCGAAAAGAGCAUUGUAGCUGUCGGUGCUGCUCGUGGCGCUCCUCGCACCCCCAUCUUUGAGGGGUGUUCUCCCUCUCCCCUCGCUCCCUCCUACGCUGCUGCUGCUGCUGCUGUUGACUUCCUUGGUGCUGAGUCUGUUGGCGCUGCUUCUGCUCCUGGUGGGAGGCGCCGCACCGGCAAGGGCAAGGGGGGCAAGGGUGGUGGUGGUGGCGCUGGGGGGGGAGGAGGUGGGGGAGGUGGGGGGGGAGGCGGUGCUGGAGGGAGCGGUGGCGGGAGCGCUGGUGGGAGUGGGGUCGGUGGUGGAGGCGGGGGCGGCGGAGGAAGCAGUGGCAGUAGUGGCGGCGGCGGCGGUGGCGGCGGUGGCGGCGGUGGCGGUGGUGGCGGUGGUGGCGGUGGCGGUCGGAGCGGUGGUGGCGGCGGAGGUCGGAGUGGAGGCACUGGCUCGGGCCAGAGCUCCCAGCAGCAGCAGCGUCCCCAGAUGACCCAGCAGCUUCGUGAGUGGCUUGCUCAGCGUGGGACGUCGGGGGGCAGUGGCCGCUGUUCUUAUGUCAUUCGCACAGGUGACCGCAAGGGGCAGACGUGUGGGAGGUUCCACACCCCGUACCGCUGCUUCUCCCGCCUUGACGACGCUUGGCGUGAGGAGAUGGGCGCGGAUGUUGAGCGCCCCCGCUGGGCUGAGCUCAUGAGGGCUGGUGUUGAUGUCUUUGCUCUUGACUAUGAUGCUAUUAUUGCUGCCAUGUAUGCAUUGACUGUUAGUGCCGAGGGAGACUGUUACUUGUGUGUGCCGCCUGACCCAGGUAUAGAGCCCGCUGCCCUAGGUACUAGUGAGUCUGCUCUCUCUGGUAUGGUGCCCCCUGUAUCUGCUUCCUCCAGCACUGUCCCUGCUGCUUGCGAGUCUGCUCUCUCAGGUACAGCACCCACAGAGACUGCUCUCUCAGGUACUGCACCGGCUGAGGCCUGUCACACCUUCACCCUUGACUCAGGUGCUUCCCGCUGCUUCUUUCGAGACAGUACUGAGCUCACACCGCUUCCUGCACCGGUCCCAGUCUCCUUGGCUGACCCCUCUGGGGGCCCAGUCCUUGCCCAGUCCACCACUGUCCUCCCUUGUCCGGCGGUUCCGUCUGGCUCGUUGUCGGGUUUCCACCUCCCCUCGUUCUCGACGAACCUGGUGAGCAACGCUGUCCUCCAGGAUCAGUGGGUUGACACCUUUACCCCUGGAGGACAGCGUGUGGCGAUCUGCACGUGCUCCAGGACCGGCCGUCACCUGGCUACGUUUACCCGUCGGCCGGGGUCGAGUCUCUACACACUGACCACUGCGUCUCCUCAGGUAGCUGCUGUCGGUCAGGUGUCUGCGUCAGGUCUGGUAGCCCACGCCUGUGAGUGUCGUUCCCUGUCGCACCAGACUCUUCUCUGGCACCACCGCCUGGGUCACCCCUCCUUGCCACGCCUUCGUGGCAUGCACCGUCGCCACCUUGUGUCUGGUCUUCCCAGGUCCCUCCCUCCCCUCCCUGCCUCGCCUGCGCCGCCUUGCCUUCCUUGCGUCGAGGGGCGGCAGCGCGCCGCUCCUCACUCCUCCUCGUUCCCCCCGACAGAGGCUCCUCUGCAGACCCUCCACCUGGACGUGUGGGGCCCAGCCCGCGUUCGUGGUCAGGGCGGUGAGCGGUACUUUUUGCUGGUUGUCGACGACUACUCGCGUUACACCACGGUCUUCCCCUUGCGCACCAAGGGUGAGGUCCCUGCUGUUCUGAUCCCUUGGAUCCGCACAGUUCGUCUCCAGCUCCGCCGCCGUUUCCGGACGGAUCUUCCUGUCCUGCGUCUGCACUCUGACAGAGGUGGUGAGUUUUCCUCCGACCUCUUGAGGACCUUCUGUCAGGCGGAGGGCAUCGAGCAGACCUUCACGCUUCCGGACUCCCCACAGCAGAAUGGGGUUGCUGAGCGCCGCAUUGGCCUGGUCAUGGAGGUCGCUCGUACCUCCUUGGUCCACGCGGCGGCUCCCCAUUUUCUGUGGCCGUUUGCUGUCCGGUACGCCGCGCAUCAGCUCAACCUCUGGCCCCGUGUCUCCUUGCCGGAGACCUCGCCCACACUGCGUUGGACGGGGGAGGUUGGCGAUGCGUCGCGCUUCCGGGUGUGGGGUGCUCGUGCCCUUGUCCGCGAUACGUCCGCGGACAAGCUCUCCUCCCGCACGCUUCCCUGUGUCUUCCUUGGCUUUGUCCCUGACGCGCCUGGCUGGCAGUUUUACCACCCCACCUCGCGCCGGGUCUUUGCCUCUCAGGAUGUCACCUUUGACGAGUCGGUGUCUCUCAGGUAG
This is a messenger RNA of Closterium sp. Yama58-4, 2907 nucleotides long. The record is from the annotation of a GenBank genome assembly. NCBI's taxonomy places the organism in Eukaryota, Viridiplantae, Streptophyta, Zygnematophyceae, Desmidiales, Closteriaceae.